Molecule: messenger RNA, 1286 nt
Organism: Telopea speciosissima
Lineage: Eukaryota; Viridiplantae; Streptophyta; Magnoliopsida; Proteales; Proteaceae
Product: protein ULTRAPETALA 1-like
Exons: 4
Coding region: 313-1020 (235 amino acids)
Cellular component (GO): nucleus; cytosol
Molecular function (GO): DNA binding
Source: RefSeq, a predicted model, not a curated record
CUUUUUCACAUUUUAGUUUUACUCGUCGGAUCUCUCGGAGUAAGCAUCGGUGAUGCUUGUUCUAUCGUGAUUUAUAUUAAUGGGUUCUGUAGAUUCUCUCUGAGAACUGUCACUCCAAAAGAUUUUUCUAGAUUCUGGGUUGUAUGUAAAUAGAAACUUUUUUUUUUAGAGGAAACCCAGUUCAGUUUACCUUCUUUGUUCACCUAUUUUUAAACUCUGUCCUCCCCAGAUUUAUGAGAAGGUGUUGGUGGAUUACUUUUCUGAGAGAUCUGGGGAGGUUCUUCUUCGUUUUCGGUUUAUUCUUUCUGAGAUAUGGAGAACGGUGAUGGUAGAGAUGUGGUUGUCAUGUUCAGCGAUGAAGAGUUGGAUGAGAUUAGUGGCUUGAAGAAAGGUGGAGAUUAUAUCGAGGUAACUUGUGGGUGCACGAGCCAUAGGUAUGGGGAUGCCGUAGGGAGGCUUAGGGUUUUCGCUGGAGGCGAUCUCGAGAUCAGCUGUGAAUGCACUCCUGGCUGUCAGGAAGAUAAGUUGAGCCCAGCUGCUUUUGAGAAACACUCUGGAAGAGAGACUGCCAGAAAAUGGAAGAGCAAUGUGUGGGUCAUCGUCAAGGGGGAAAAAGUUCCUCUGUCAAAGACUGUGCUGCUUAAAUACUAUGACCAAGCAUCAAAAGUUGCAAAGAGUUCUCACAAGUCUCACAAUGGAAGACCUUGUCAUCGGGAUGAGUUUGUUCGCUGUUCAAGGUGUAAUAAAGAGCGCAGGUUUCGUCUUAGGACAAAAGAGGAAUGCCGGAUUCACCAUGAUUCUUUGGCUGAUCUUAACUGGAAAUGUGCUGACCUGCCAUACGACAAAAUAACCUGUGAUGAUGAGGAAGAGCGUGCAAGCCGUAAGGUGUACAGAGGUUGCUCUCGUCUUCCUACUUGCAAGGGGUGCACCUCUUGUGUGUGCUUUGGUUGUGACAUCUGUCGAUUCUCUGAUUGCAACUGUCAGACCUGCAUCGAUUUCACCCGCAAUGCUGAAACUUAGUUUCCUAAACCACCUGUUAGGCAAGGUAUUCCUUGUUUUGGUGAGCACUUCACUUUUUUUGCCCUCAUGAGGCCCCAUGCCUUCAUUACAGAGAACUUCAGCUUUCCUAUGUCUACUUGAAGUCCCAAUCAGAGGGUUCAGUUUUUGUUGUUCUCAACGGCUGCUUUUGAACUUGCAGUUUCAGUAUUUAUCCUACCAUUAGAAAUCUAUUGUGUUAACUUGACAAUAUUCCCCAUUCUUUUGAAGGAAGACAUCAUAGAGGAAAA